Messenger RNA from Puccinia graminis f. sp. tritici CRL 75-36-700-3, 2390 nucleotides. RefSeq lists its product as uncharacterized. Gene Ontology annotation, cellular component: nucleus. The coding region runs from base 69 to 2186 and encodes 705 amino acids. The record is from RefSeq and is a predicted model, not a curated record. Gene Ontology annotation, molecular function: RNA binding. The transcript is spliced from 12 exons. Lineage: Eukaryota; Fungi; Basidiomycota; Pucciniomycetes; Pucciniales; Pucciniaceae. Gene Ontology annotation, biological process: mRNA processing.
CCUGGCUGUUGACCACCCAACCAAAAAAACACACACACAACCACUACCACCGCAACAUCUCACCCAGGAUGGCCAUCAGCCCAACCGGAGAACGUUCUCAGUCACCUCAAGACUCAACUAAACAAAAGACAAGCCCAUCGUCACAAUCAGAUCACCAUCACCACCAUGAGAACAAUGGACGAGCUGAAGAGCAGUCCAAGGAGGGAGCUGACAGGGGAACAGAUGACCAUCCCAGUCGUGAACUAGAACCAGAACGAGAAGGCGAAAGAGAAAGGGAUCGAGAAGAACCCGAGAAGAAGAACGGAGAGAAUGAAGGAGGUGAAGACAAAAGCUCUAUUAAUGAGGAACACAGUAAUAAAUCUAGAAGCCGACGUGAAAAGGAUAGAGUGCACAGAUCAACUGACAGGUCGCGGGAUCGCGACAGGGACUCUCGUAGAAGACAUAGAGAUCGUAGCGAUCGUGAUCAUAGAGAACAUGACAAGGGUGAAAGAUUAGAACGAGCAGAGAAAACGAUCGAUCGAUCGCCUGGAAAGGACUCUGAUAUCCGAAGUCAUAGUAGUCGUCCUAGUCAUAGAAGACAUCGCUCUCGCUCUCAUGAGACCGCUGAAAGAAGUCAUACUGAUCGUAGCAGACACCGAGAGCGUGAUAGGCGUGAUAGAGACCGAGAUCGAGACCGGAACCGAGAACGAGGAGAUAGAGAUUUGGAACGGGACCGCGAACGUGAUAAAGACAGAGAGAAAGAUCGAGCUCGUGACCGAGACCCUAAAAGGAGUCAUCGCUCCCGUGACUUGGACGAGGACAGGGACCGUCACCGGAAGAGACCACGUAGCAGGAGCAGGGAGCGUUCUAAGGAACCUCGUCCGCGCGACUUGGAUGGCAGGGAAUCUGAGCGGCAGAGGAGAUUUGAAGAAGCGGAUGGCGAAGAUAGGCGUCGCCGCCCAGAUCGUCGAAGUCCUCGCUAUCGCCCCUAUGAGCCCACUGGGUCACCCCCGCGGAGGUCCUCGAGUCCUCAUCUAACAGAGGAAGAACAUGAGAUGCGUUCUGUUUUUGUCUCUCAACUUUCUGCUCGUGUGGGCGAUCGCGAACUCUUCCAAUUCUUCGAGCAACAGGCCGGGAAAGUUCGCGAUGCAAGAUUGAUCACUGAUCGUAUCUCUCGUCGAUCGAAAGGAGUCGGAUACGUAGAGUUUCGUGAAUUGGAAAGUGUUCAGAAAGCACUGGCACUAACUGGAACUAAAUUGCUUGGUCUGCCAGUCAUGGUUCAAUAUACCGAAGCAGAAAAAAAUCGACAAGCCAUGGCAAACACUCAGCCAAAUGUACCACCUGGAUUUGUUGCUACGGCUCCACCACCUCCUGUUCCCCGACCUUAUGUUGCCCCCAAAGCCAGGGGGCCCGGUCCGAACGAUCCCAACAGCUACGCCAGACUAUAUGUGGGCUCAUUGAAUUUCAAUCUUACAGAUGACGAUAUUCGACAGGUAUUUCAACCCUUUGGUGAUAUCGAAUACGUCGACCUUCACAGAGAUCAGAUAACAGGCAAGAGUAAAGGUUAUGCGUUUGUUCAGUUCAAAAACAUGCAUGAUGCGAAAAAUGCCAUGGAAAAAAUGAACGGGUUUCAGUUAGCAGGUCGAGCCUUACGGGUUGAGAUCAAAGCCCAGCCUCCAGCUGCCCUGUUAAAUGCCACCGCACCUGGUGUAGCGAAUCCAGUCAUAGUUACCCCUUCGGGCGGCAACUUUACCGCCCCUGCACCUAGCACCUUCGAAGAACGCUUAGAAGACCCAAUUGGUGGUAACUUGAACCAAAUUUCCAGGGUUGAGUUGAUGCACAAGCUCGCGAGAACCGAACAACCAACUAAUGUACCAGUCACUGACAUGUUCCGUCCCAAUAUUCCCACGGCUACUUCGCGCUCAGUGCUCUUGAAAAACAUGUUCAAUCCUGAGGAAGAGACCGAGCAAGGAUGGGAUAUUGAGCUGCGAGAUGAUGUCAAGGGCGAAUGCGAGGAGAAAUAUGGCCCGGUCUUGGCUAUCGCUAUUGAAAAAGAAUCCACCGCUGGUGAUAUCUACAUUACAUUUGAUUCUGUCCCAUCCGCUCAAAAAGCUAUCACAGGCCUUAAUAAUCGUUGGUUCGGUGGCCGUCAAAUCACUGCUGCUUUUAUCUCCGACGCUCUCGUCGCUGCUCAUGGCGGAAAAUAAUUAAUAUAACAUAUUUACAAAAUGGAGGGGAGGGAGACCCCAUAAGAAAUGUUUUUUUUUGGACUGGAGUCUGGAGAUCAGUCCUGCGUUCUUCCUGGUCUUGUUGAUCAUCACUCCGUCUCUCCCUCUCCCGACCACCCUAGUUAUGUAGGAGAUACACUCUUUCUCUCUCUGUUGAAAUGCAAUCACACGUUAUAGCCCUAG